Molecule: messenger RNA, 1497 nt
Organism: Penicillium vulpinum
Lineage: Eukaryota; Fungi; Ascomycota; Eurotiomycetes; Eurotiales; Aspergillaceae
Product: putative diacylglycerol O-acyltransferase (DgaT)
Exons: 4
Coding region: 1-1497 (498 amino acids)
Biological process (GO): triglyceride biosynthetic process
Cellular component (GO): endoplasmic reticulum membrane
Molecular function (GO): diacylglycerol O-acyltransferase activity
Source: RefSeq, a predicted model, not a curated record
AUGGCUAUUCGCACUGGAGCAAUUACGAGUGCUCACGAGGAGUCGCAGCUCGAUUCAACGAACGAGGUCCUCCAGAAUAUAACCGAGGUCUCUCCGCCAUCAACUUCAACCCGAAAGAAACGCAGUAAAUAUCGCCAUGUUGCUGCAUAUCAUUCAGAACUUCGUCAUUCCAGUCUCAGUCGGGAGGCCGACGUGCUCCCAAACUUCCUAGGGUUUCGAAAUCUCAUGGUGUUGGUACUUGUGGCGAUGAACUUGCGAUUGAUUAUUGAGAACUUCAUGAAAUAUGGCGUGUUAAUUUGUAUUAAAUGCCACGACUACCGCAGGCAAGACGUUGUUCUUGGGUCUAUAUUGUUUGCCUCGGUUCCAUGUCAUUUGCUCGUGGCAUACAUCAUUGAGCUUUCAGCCGCUACUGCUGCCAAGAAGGCAGUGGGGCUUCAGAAGAAGACAGAUAAAGAAAAGGAGCACGACCAGAAGGCUUUCCAGUCGACCUGGCCCUACACUGCUUUUCUACACACGCUUAAUGCCACAUUAUGUCUCACAGUAACUAGCUAUGUGGUUUAUUUCCACAUCCAUCACCCAGGCAUUGGGACAAUAUGCGAGAUGCAAGCGAUCAUUGUGUGGUUGAAGAACUGCUCUUAUGCCUUUACAAACCGAGACCUCCGUCUCGCUCUACUCAAUCCCUCCGCAGACCCAGGCUUGCCUGAAAUCUAUUCCUCGUGCCCCUACCCAAAGAAUAUUACCAUCAAUAACCUGGCGUACUUCUGGCUGGCGCCGACGCUGGUGUAUCAACCCGUUUAUCCGCGCACAGCAUCAAUACGGUGGUCAUUUGUUGCAAAACGCAUUGCAGAGUUCGUGAGCCUAGCAAUGUUCAUUUGGCUUCUGUCUGCGCAGUAUGCCGCACCAGUGUUGCGGAACUCGAUUGACAAGAUCGCAGUGAUGGACAUUGCCUCCAUUUUGGAGCGGGUGAUGAAGCUGUCCACUAUCUCGCUGAUUAUCUGGCUUGCCGGCUUCUUUGCGUUGUUCCAAUCUUUUUUGAACGCCUUGGCCGAAGUCAUGAGAUUCGGUGACCGCGAGUUCUACACCGACUGGUGGAACAGCUCCAGUCUGGGUGCUUAUUGGCGAUCUUGGAACCGGCCUGUCUACCUGUUCAUGAAGAGACAUGUCUACUCACCGCUGGUUGGUCGUGGAUGGAGUCCUCUAGCUGCGAGUGGAAUGGUUUUCACUCUCUCUGCCAUUCUUCACGAAAUGCUCGUGGGCAUUCCCACACAUAAUUUCAUUGGUGUCGCGUUCUUUGGAAUGAUGUUCCAACUGCCGUUAAUUAGCCUCACUGCACCGUUGGAUAAAAUGCGCGGGCCCGAAGGCAGGAUCAUCGGGAAUUGCAUCUUCUGGGUCAGCUUUUGUCUAGUCGGACAACCGCUUGGGGCGCUCCUGUACUUCUUUGCUUGGCAGGCCAAGUACGGGAGUGUAAGUAAGAUGGUGCCGAACGUGGGAGCAUGA